Molecule: messenger RNA, 1068 nt
Organism: Heterobasidion irregulare TC 32-1
Lineage: Eukaryota; Fungi; Basidiomycota; Agaricomycetes; Russulales; Bondarzewiaceae
Exons: 6
Coding region: 1-1068 (355 amino acids)
Source: RefSeq, a predicted model, not a curated record
AUGCCUAUCUUGUUCCCCAACCCACCCUCGCCCGAGUAUGACUCCUCCUCUCCCUGUCUCUGUCAUCCCUCUCUUGUUAAUCCAAACCCCGUGUCGGUGCUUCUCUCCGACCAUCUCGUCCAAUCUCAGACCCACCCACCCACCCACCUACCCACCACGGACCCUUUCCCCCCCCAAUCGCGCGCCAAUCCAAUCCGUCUUAGCGCCCGCUCGGCUCAGUCUCCUGCCGUCUCUGCUUUUCUCGCGGAGUCUCAAUCAGCUCCCGCAUCUGGUUGCCCCCAGUCCCAGACCCCCACAACCGUGCCUGGUCUCUCCGCCAACCGUGCGCGCGUCACCACGGACAUCAAGGGACCAGGCGCUCCAUGCGCCACGGUGCGCACUAGAGGCUGGCGCGCGGAGCGGCGGCCCGCCAAACGCGGAGCUCCGUGCUGCGAGCUCCUCGACUUCAAGGACGGGCAGGGGCGUCCUCAGCGUCCCGUCUUCAUUAACACAGGCGCCAACGCGUGGAUCCUCGUCGUGCCCACUGGCGCCUUCCUGAACUUUCGAGCGGCAUCUCAAGCGGGUCUCAACGGGUGUGGUCGACGCGCGCUUGCCCUCGCGGAGGGUGCCGGUCCCGUCGAUGGCGCCGUCGCGCUUCUCCCGGUUCGCAGGGUGCCCGACCUCAUCCAUUCUUCCUCCGCGUCUACCCAACUCGCCCGGUAUCUUGCAUUCUGCAUUCGAUUCAGCGCGUCAAUCCGCCUGGCAUCUAGCUUCUCCAAUCUUUCGCGUCGCUUCCUGAUCCUGAUCUAUGAACGCACGCUCGACCCACGGCUCACGGCCGAAGCCGAACUCGAGUUCGCGAUCCACGCACUUGACGCCCGGGCUUCGGCUGAGGGGUGGCCACGAGGUGCUUACACCGCGACGCUUGUCCACAGCUGGAGGGCCAUCAUACAGGUGUACGUCGCUCUAGCAGCAAGCGACGCGACCCCGCAUGUCCGUUCUGCGAUCGGACCAGGAGAAGCAUAUCUCAGUGCCGAGCUGGGGCCUGCUGCUCCUUUACGAUACGAUCUGCCCGCCCGCGUAUCGUGA